CUCAUGUGCUCAUAUCCCCCCGUAAACAUCCCCCUCCCCCUCACGACCAUAUCUGCUUAACCCCCCCUCCUCGUAUAUACGCCUUUGAACUGCCACACCUUGUUGUGCGCUUGUUCCUGCAUAUCGCAGCCUUUCGGGCUUAUCGACAUUUCUUUCCCCCUCGGCGUGUUUACGAGCCGCAUAGUCUCCCUGGAGAGCACCGCGUCACGACGCUCCGAAUCUCAUCGUAUCCUGUGUCUGAUUUCCUACGGUUUGGGCGAAUCGUAGAAGAUUGCACACAAAGGAAACACGUACCCAGAUCGAGAGUUUCCAAUUGACUUCCCGCAAGCACGCACACCGCAAACCCAUACCCCUGGUAGAUCGCAGUUCCACGGCUUUCCUCCGGAGCUGAACAGGUCGCAAAAAAGAUUUAGCUUGUCGCACACAGCAGCGGACUUUCGAGUGCUCCUCCCAGCAAAGUCGAGAAACCGAAAAGGAAAAAAGGCGCAAAGCCAAAAAAGCAUCGCACAACGAGAAGGCCAGCAGAAAGUCGACGGACCCUUUUACUACACUCCCGUCUUUUUAGCUUCCGCCGCCUGCUUUACGGGCCAUCUUUCUCCAUUCCCUCCAUCCACCCCCAAAAAAUCUCCCAACAAAGUGUCGAGGCCUCCAUUCUCGCCUCUCCUUUUUUCCCACCAUCCUUCCAAACUCCACACAACAAAGAAAGGAGCAAUUAGUUUAUGGGAGUUACUUCAGCAGAAAUGGCCACAAACGGCGUGAAGCAGGCCAACGGUACGCCAAGCAGCAAUGCAGCCAAGUACAACCUUCCCUCACAUUUCAUCGGCGGCAACCAUUUGGGCGUGGCACCGCCGUCGAAGGUGAAGGACUUUGUGCAGUCUCACGGCGGUCACACAGUCAUCACAAAUGUCUUGAUUGCGAACAACGGUAUCGCGGCCGUCAAAGAGAUCCGAUCGGUGCGGAAAUGGGCGUACGAGACCUUUGGCGACGAGAGAGCGAUUCAAUUCACCGUCAUGGCAACGCCUGAAGACCUGAAGGCGAACGCGGACUACAUUCGUAUGGCGGACCAAUACGUUGAGGUUCCGGGCGGCACCAACAACAACAACUACGCCAACGUCGAACUGAUUGUCGAUGUUGCAGAACGAAUGAACGUGCAUGCUGUGUGGGCUGGAUGGGGCCACGCGUCCGAGAACCCAAAGCUUCCAGAGUCGCUCGCCGCGUCGCCGAAGAAGAUCGUCUUCAUCGGUCCCCCGGGCUCCGCCAUGCGAUCGCUCGGUGACAAGAUCUCUUCCACAAUCGUCGCACAACACGCAGGGGUGCCGUGCAUUCCCUGGUCCGGAACGGGCGUCGACGAAGUCGUGGUGGACGAGAAUGGCAUCGUGACCGUCGCUGACGACGUCUACGCAAAGGGCUGCGUCACGUCGCCUGAGGAGGGUCUGAUGCACGCAAAGAGGAUCGGUUUCCCGGUCAUGGUCAAAGCCUCCGAGGGUGGCGGAGGCAAGGGUAUCCGCAAAGUUGACCGCGAGGAGGAUUUCGUCAAGCUCUACCAGCAAGCUGCCAGCGAAAUCCCGGGCUCGCCCAUCUUCAUCAUGAAGCUUGCCGGCAACGCCAGACACUUGGAAGUCCAGCUGCUGGCUGACCAGUAUGGAAACAACAUCUCGCUCUUCGGCCGUGACUGCUCGGUCCAGAGACGGCACCAGAAGAUCAUCGAGGAGGCGCCCGUGACGAUCGCGUCGCAGGACACUUUCCAGAAGAUGGCGGACGCCGCCGUAAGCUUGGGCAAGCUCGUCGGCUACGUCUCCGCUGGUACAGUCGAGUACCUGUACUCGCACUCUGACAAUCAAUUCUACUUCCUCGAGCUGAAUCCGCGUCUUCAGGUCGAGCAUCCUUGCACGGAGAUGGUCAGCGGCGUCAACUUGCCCGCUGCGCAGCUUCAGAUUGCCAUGGGUCUGCCCCUGAGCCGGAUCCGUGACAUUCGCCUCCUGUACGGGUUCGACCCGCACUCUGCGACCCCAAUCGAUUUCGACUUCUCCAAGUCCGGCAGCAAGGAGAACAUCCGUCGUCCGAUGCCGAAGGGUCACUGCACGGCUUGCCGUAUCACCUCGGAGGAUCCUGGUGAAGGCUUCAAGCCCUCAAGCGGUACCAUGCACGAACUGAACUUCAGGUCGAGCGCGAACGUGUGGGGCUACUUUUCCGUAUCCUCACAGUCCUCUAUCCACAGUUUCUCCGACUCGCAGUUUGGUCACAUUUUCGCGUACGGUGAGAACCGUGCCGCGUCUCGAAAGCACAUGGUUGUGGCGCUCAAGGAGUUGAGCAUCCGUGGUGACUUCAGGACUACUGUCGAAUACCUGAUCAAACUGCUCGAGACGCCCGCCUUCGAGGAGAAUACCAUCACCACGGGCUGGCUUGACGAGCUUAUUUCCAAGAAGCUGACCGCAGAGCGUCCGGACCCAAUGGUUGCCGUCAUUUGCGGUGCCGUGACGAAGGCGCACGUGGCAGCUGAGGCUUGUAUCGCCGAGUACAAGGCCAGCUUGGAAAAGGGUCAGGUCCCGCCAAAGGAGAUCCUGAAGACUGUCUUCCCGAUUGACUUCAUCUACGACGGUCAGAGAUACAAGUUCACAGCGACCCGCUCCAGCGCCGACAGCUACACGCUCUUCAUCAACGGUUCCAAGUGCUUCGUUGGUGUUCGUGCCCUAGCUGACGGCGGUCUGCUCGUCCUGCUCAACGGCAAAUCGCACAACGUCUACUGGAAGGACGAGGUUGGAGCCACUCGUCUCUCCGUCGACAGCAAGACGUGCUUGCUGGAGCAGGAGAACGAUCCGACUCAGCUCCGCACACCGUCUCCCGGCAAGCUCGUCAAGUUCACCGUCGAAAGCGGCGACCACAUCAAGAAGGGCCAGGCCUUCGCUGAAGUCGAGGUGAUGAAGAUGUACAUGCCCCUCAUUGCGCAGGAAGACGGUGUUGUCAACUUGAUCAAGCAGCCUGGCGCCACCCUCGAAGCUGGCGACAUCCUAGGCAUCUUGACCCUGGAUGACCCAUCCAAGGUCAAGUCCGCACAGCCUUUCCUCGGUCUCCUCCCAGAUCUCGGUCCCCCGACGGUGCUGGGUGAGAAGCCGCCGCAGAAGUUCGCGUACUACAUGAACGUGCUUCAGCACAUUCUUCAAGGCUACGACAACCAGGUCAUCAUGCAGCAGACGCUCAAGGAUCUCGUGAACGUUCUGCGGGACCCGGAGUUGCCCUACGGCGAAUGGAAUGCGCAGGCUUCUGCUCUGCACGCCCGCAUGCCGGCGAAGCUUGAUCAGGCUCUUGCGCAGAUUGUGGAUCGUGCGCACCAGCGUCACGUCGAGUUCCCAGCUAAGCAGCUCGCAAAGGCCUUCUCCCGCUUCAUGGACGAGAACGUUGCGCCUAGUGAUGUUCCUCUUCUCCAGGCCUCCCUUGCUCCUCUCAUCGACGUCAUGAACAGCUACAUCGACGGUCUGAAAGUCCACGAGUACAAAGUAAUGAUUAAGCUUCUCGAACAGUUCUACAAUGUUGAGAAGCAAUUCGCGUCUCGCACUGCUCGCGACGAGGAAGUCAUUCUUGCUCUUCGUGAUGCGAACCGUGAAAAACUUGUCGACGUUGUCAACACUGUCCUGUCGCACACACGCGUGGCGCAGAAGAGUGCCCUAUGCGUGGCCAUCCUGGACCUGUACAAACCCAACAAGCCUGGCGUAGGCAACGUCGCCAAGUACUUCCGCGAUAUCCUCCGCAAGCUUGCCGAGCUCGAAGGUCGUGGCACCGCCAAGGUUGCGCUCAAGGCGCGUGAAGUGCUCAUUCAGUGCUCUAUGCCUUCUCUCGAGGAGCGUACCUCGCAGAUGGAGCACAUCCUCAAGUCUUCCGUCGUCGAAUCCAAGUACGGCGAGAGUGGCUGGGAGCAUCGCGAGCCCGACUUUGAGGCAAUCAGAGAUGUCGUCGACUCCAAGUACACCGUCUUCGACGUUUUGCCACAGUUCUUUGCCCACGAGGACCCAUGGGUGGCACUCGCUGCUCUCGAAGUUUACAUCCGCCGCGCAUACCGUGCGUACCAGCUCAAGUCGAUUGAGUACAACACCGAGGGCGAAGCGCCAUACGUCCUCGGCUGGGAGUUCUCUCUCCGCAAGGUCGGCCAGGCUGAGUUCGGUCUGCCGAUUGAAUCCUCGUUCCCUGGCACUCCGGCCGACGGAUCCAAGCGCAUUGCCUCCAUCAGCGACAUGUCCUACCUCAACAGCAAGGUCAACGAGACAGAGCCGCUUCGCAAGGGCUCCGUCGUGCCGGUGCAGUACCUCGACGAGGUCGAUGAAUACCUCAUGAAGGCUCUGGAGAUGUUCCCUUCCAGCAGGAAGACUGCUUCAAGCAGGGAGAGCGGACUGAUUGCUGAUCUUUCCCGACGCCGUGGCCCAACCCCUACGGUCACGACUCCACCAGAGGAGGAACUCGAUGCGGUCGUCAACAUUGCUGUCCGCGACGCCGAGAGCUUCGACGACGCGGAGAUUCUAGCUCGCAUCAAGCCCAUAGUCAAAGACUUCAAGGACGAACUUCUAGCACGCCGCGUGCGCCGUCUGACGUUCAUCUGCGGCCACAAGGACGGCACGUAUCCAGGUUACUACACUUUCCGUGGCCCCACGUACGAGGAAGAUCAGUCCAUCCGUCACGUCGAGCCCGCCCUGGCCUUCCAAUUCGAGUUUGGACGUCUCUCCAAGUUCAACAUCAAGCCGGUGUUCACUGAGAACAGGAACAUCCACAUUUACGAGGCCAUCGGCAAGGGCGCCGAGACCGACAAGCGCUACUUCACGCGUGCUGUCGUGCGUCCGGGUCGUCUUCGAGACGAGAUCCCUCUCGGCGAAUACAUUGUUUCCGAGGCCGACAGGAUGAUGAACGACAUCCUGGACGCGCUUGAGAUCAUUGGCAACAACAACUCUGACAUGAACCACAUCUUCAUCAACUUCUCUCAUGUCUUCAACAUCAACCCAAGCCAGGUCGAGGAAUCGCUUGGCGAGCUCAUCAGCCGCUUCGGCCCCCGCGCCUGGAGACUUCGCGUCACCGGUGUCGAGGUCCGCAUCAUCUGCACUGAGCCAAAGACUGGGGCUCCGUACCCACUUCGCGUCGUCAUAAACAAUACAUCCGGCUUCAUUGUCGACGUAGAGAUCUAUGCCGAGCGCAAGUCCGACAAGGGUGGUGAGUGGGUGUUCCAGAGCAUUGGUGGCACCAAGAAGAUCGGUUCUCUGCAUCUUAUGCCCGUCUACACGCCCUACCCGACCAAGGGCGCCCUGCAGCCCAAGCGAUACAAGGCACACAUCAUGGGCACGCAGUAUGUUUAUGACUUCCCCGAGCUGUUCAGGCAGGCCAUCGAGAACAGCUGGUCUCAGGUCGUCAAGGAGCAUGCCCAUCUUAAGGAGCGUCAGCCGCCGCACGGCGAGUGCAUUGAGUACAACGAACUUGUCCUCGACGACAAUGACAAUCUUGUCGAGGUCAACCGUGAACCUGGAACCAACACAAUUGGCAUGGUCGGUUGGAUCGUCACGGCCAAGACGCCGGAAUACCCACGCGGACGCCGCUUCAUCAUCAUUGCUAAUGAUAUCACACACAAGAUUGGCAGCUUUGGACCCAAAGAAGAUCAGUUCUUCCACAAAUGCUCCGAGCUGGCGCGCAAGCUUGGCAUUCCGCGCAUCUACCUGUCCGCCAACUCCGGUGCCCGCCUCGGCAUGGCCGAGGAGCUCAUCCCACACUUUAGCGUUGCAUGGAACGAGCCUGGCCGCCCAGAGAAAGGAUUCAAGUACUUGUACCUCACUCCGGAGAAGAAGAAGAAGUUCGAGGACGGCAACAGGCGCGAUGUCAUCACUGAGAAGGUCGAAGAAGACGGUGAGAUCAGGUACAAGCUGACGACAAUCAUUGGUCAAGAAGACGGCCUUGGUGUUGAGUGUCUGCGUGGCUCUGGUCUCAUCGCUGGUGAGACUAGCAGGGCUUAUAAUGACAUCUUCACCGUCACGUUGGUUACGUGCCGUUCAGUUGGUAUCGGUGCAUACCUUGUCCGUCUCGGCCAGCGUGCCAUCCAGAUUGAAGGCCAGCCAAUCAUCCUCACCGGUGCCCAGGCUAUCAACAAACUGCUGGGCCGUGAAGUCUACACCUCCAACUUGCAGCUUGGUGGCACCCAGAUCAUGUACCGCAAUGGUGUAUCUCACAUGACCGCCAACGACGACUUCGCUGGCGUCUCUAAGAUCGUCAAGUGGAUGUCUUUUGUGCCGGAUAAGAAGGGCAACCCUGUGCCUAUCUCGCCAUCCAUCGACACUUGGGACCGCGACGUCACUUUCUUCCCAGCGCCCAAGCAACCAUACGACGUCCGACACCUGAUCGCUGGAAAGGAAGACGAUGAGGGCUUCUUGAGCGGUUUGUUCGACAAGGGUUCGUUCGAGGAGGCCCUCGGCGGAUGGGCCAAGACCGUUGUUGUCGGCCGUGCUCGCCUUGGUGGCAUCCCAGUCGGCGUUAUUGGCGUUGAGACCCGCACCGUUGAGAACGUCACUCCCGCUGAUCCUGCCAACCCAGACUCGAUCGAGCAGGUCAGCUCCGAAGCAGGUGGCGUCUGGUACCCGAACUCUGCCUUCAAGACCGCUCAGGCCAUCAACGACUUCAACAAUGGUGAACAGCUGCCACUGAUCAUCCUAGCCAACUGGCGUGGUUUCUCGGGUGGUCAGCGUGAUAUGUACAACGAGGUGCUCAAGUACGGCUCGUACAUUGUCGAUGCUCUCGUCAAGUAUGAGCAGCCCGUCUUUGUGUACAUUCCACCCUUCGGUGAGCUCCGUGGUGGCUCAUGGGUCGUCGUUGACCCGACCAUCAACCCUCAAUACAUGGAGAUGUACGCCGAUGAGGACUCGCGCGGUGGUGUCCUGGAACCAGAAGGUAUUGUUGGCAUCAAGUUCCGCAAGGACAAGCAGCUCGAGACCAUGGCACGGCUGGACCAGACUUAUGGCGAGCUCAAGAAAAAGCUUGCGGACCCAAGCCUUACGCCCGAGCAGCAGGCUGAGAUCAAGGCCAAGAUGACGGAGCGCGAAAACCUGCUCCUGCCAGUCUACAGCCAGAUCUCCUUACAGUAUGCCGACUUGCACGACCGUGCUGGCCGCAUGCAGGCCAAGGGCACCAUCCGCAUGGCUCUCCGCUGGCAGAACGCGCGCCGAUUCUUCUACUGGCGACUGCGCCGCAGAUUGAACGAGGAGUACAUCCUCAAGAAGCUCGUGGCCGCCGAGUCCAAGGAGACGCCAUCUAGCAGAGAAGGCAAGCUUGGCCUGCUUAAGGCCUGGACUGGUGUCGAGAAGUUCGAAACUGACGACAUGAACGUCGCCAUGUGGUACGAGGAGAAUAGGAAGGAGACUGCUGCACGCAUUGAGGCCCUGAGGCGAGAGGGCGUCGCUGCCGACGUCGCCGCUCUACUGAGGAGAGAUAAGGAAGGCGGUCUCAAAGGUGUUGCGCAGGUCUUGGGCAUGUUGCCCGUGGAUGAGAAGGAGCAGAUCUUAAAACUUCUGCAGCGCGCAUAGGAAUUUCAUACACCGCAGGAUACGGAGCCGCCCAGUCUGACCCCGACUUGGAUAUCCCCUCGCCUUCCUGCGCCUGGUGAAUCGCCCGCCCAGCGGUUCACCGCUUGGAAGGGUAUGCUGCGGUUUCGCAAGUCGCAACGGAGUCUGAAAGAGGAGGAGUAGUCGCCCAAUGCUUUUACCUCUGGAGGAUCUGUCCCGUUUGGCUGCUUGUGAUUUUCAAGCCCCUUACCUACUGCACGCACGCUAUCGAUGGAUGAAUGCCUCGUUUUUGGUUAAGACCCCCUUCGGAUCAACACUUAGUAUGAUUGUUUAUUUGGCGCACAUCUUUUUUUUUCGUUUUGCUCUCUCGCCUCUUGUAAUCAUUCCCAGCAUGAUGACGACUUGUCGGAUUUUUAGGCGUGGCAGAAUUACCGGUUGGAAGGGAUGGAACACGCGAAAAAGAAGACGGUGAUAGACAGGGUUCGUUCAUGUGUGCAUAGCUCAAAGAUACAUUGUAAUCGCGAAGUCUUAUUGCUCUAACGUUAAGCUUUAAAGC
This is a messenger RNA of Verruconis gallopava, 8076 nucleotides long. RefSeq lists its product as uncharacterized. Gene Ontology annotation, biological process: fatty acid biosynthetic process. Bases 720 to 7541 code for a protein of 2273 amino acids. Lineage: Eukaryota; Fungi; Ascomycota; Dothideomycetes; Venturiales; Sympoventuriaceae. Gene Ontology annotation, molecular function: acetyl-CoA carboxylase activity; metal ion binding; ATP binding. The record is from RefSeq and is a predicted model, not a curated record. The transcript is spliced from 5 exons.